AGAUCCAAUCUUUCUUCUCUUCUCUUCUCUUCUCUCGCUGAAUUUUUUUUUUUCUACAUUAAUGUUUUCAUACAAACUCACCCAUGGAUUCUCACCUUACAUCUUCUCUUCUUUCGCUGAAGAAAAAAUUUCUACAUUAAUGUUUUCAUACAAACUGCCCCAUAGAUUCUCACCUCACAGCAAAGAGAGCAAGACCUGUAACCCUAGCCCAAAAUCCCUCCUCCUCCUCCAGUGAUACUGUCUCAAUUCUAAAACCUAACCCGAGAUAAAGAGGAUCUCACUUGUCGUCUUCUUUGACUUCAAUCUAAGAAGGUUGGAUUUUUAAUCACAGUAUGGAUAACCUGCUCGGCUUUCUUGAUUGCGUGAAAGCUGAAUGUAAACCUCUACUUGCUGAACGAGCGGCGAGUAAAGGGUGGUCCGACCAAAAGCUUGAUCAAACUGGUGGCGCACUUGGCAAGUACGACAACUUGAAGAGGAAUCGAGAGGAUGGCUAUGAGUUCUGUUUGGCUGGGAUUGUUAGUACUGAGGGAAAUUCAGCUGUUAGCCUCCAGAUUGUGCUGGGUCGUAUUUCUGAACUAAUAAAGACAUGUUGGAGUGAGGAUUUGGAUCUUAUGAAGACUGCCGAGGUUCUAAAGAUGGAUCUUAGUAGUGUGGAAACCCUUCCAAGGAGAGGAUGUGUUGAAAUAUUCUGGUUUUCGUGUGAUGCUUCUACCACCAGCGUCACCAGAAACAUCCCCAGAUCGCCAUAUAGAAGAUACAUGGAUGCAGGUGUGGUCGCAUUUUGUCCCAAGCUGUACACAGGCAUUUUGUGUGUUUUUAAAUUUAGUUACUACCUUUUGUACUAUCUGGGUUGUUCUGUUGCCCAGAUUCUAUUUCUAAAUCAAUUAUUAAACAUCUUAUUGACAUAUAUGUAAGUUUCUAUGGUGCAUCAAUGUAAAACUUUGUUAUGAAUGUGUGAUGGUGCAAAUUUAUACAAUCUUAAGUUUAGUUUC
This is a messenger RNA of Papaver somniferum (opium poppy), 992 nucleotides long. RefSeq lists its product as uncharacterized. The record is from RefSeq and is a predicted model, not a curated record. The coding region runs from base 333 to 914 and encodes 193 amino acids. NCBI's taxonomy places the organism in Eukaryota, Viridiplantae, Streptophyta, Magnoliopsida, Ranunculales, Papaveraceae. The transcript has 7 exons.